Messenger RNA from Balaenoptera acutorostrata (minke whale), 2521 nucleotides. RefSeq names its product tripartite motif containing 14 (gene TRIM14). Gene Ontology annotation, molecular function: actin filament binding; zinc ion binding. Gene Ontology annotation, biological process: actin filament organization; innate immune response. The record is from RefSeq and is a predicted model, not a curated record. Lineage: Eukaryota; Metazoa; Chordata; Mammalia; Artiodactyla; Balaenopteridae.
AGUGCGCGCCGGGGUGCGCGCCCGUUCUGUGCGCGUGUGCGCGCCCCGAGGCCAGCCCCGGGGGGCGCGGAGCGCGGCGAAGGGCGUGAGGAAGCAGUGGUGGCCCCGCGGACUCGCGGGGAGCGAGGGCGGGGCUUGUGCCGGGCCCUUGCCCCGCCCACCGGCCCCGCCUGCCGUGCUUGGGGAGGGAGGAGGCGGCGCUGGGAGCCGGGAGUCGGCGGGCGGCGAGAAGCACGGAGCCGGAGCCGGACGCCGCCGCCGCAGCCACCUGCGCGGCAGUCAUCAAGAUGUCAUGGCACCCCCAGUACCGGAGCUCCAAGUUCCGCCAUGUCUUUGGCAAACCAGCCAGCAAGGAGAACUGCUACGACUCCGUGCCCAUCACCCGCAGCGUCCACGACAAUCAUUUCUGUGCUGUGAACCCCCACUUCAUUGCAGUCGUGACUGAGUGUGCUGGUGGGGGGGCCUUCCUCGUCAUCCCCUUGCACCAGACGGGAAAGUUGGACCCCCACUACCCGAAGGUCUGCGGGCACAGAGGGAACGUCUUAGACGUCAAAUGGAACCCUUUCAAUGAUUUUGAGAUCGCCUCCUGUUCUGAAGAUGCCACGAUUAAAAUCUGGGACAUUCCCAAGCAGCUGCUGGCAAAGAACCUCACAGCCUUCAAGAAGGAGCUGGUGGGCCAUGCCCGCAGAGUGGGCCUGGUGGAGUGGCACCCCACAGCUGCCAGUAUCCUCUUCAGCUCCGGCUAUGACUACAAGCCCGAAGAUGCGCGCGGCUGGCGCAGCCCGGAGCACGGCGACCCCGUGGCUGAGCUCUUCGGUCGCCGCUGCCGCCGCUGCGUGUGCGCGCUUUGCCGGGUGCUGGGCUCGCACCGCGGCCACCCGGUUGGUCUGGCGCUGGAGGAGGCGGCGCGCGUGCAGAAACUCACCCAAGAAUGUUUGAAGAAUUUGACAACCAAGAAGCAGCAGCAAGUUGGCAACAUAACCCAACAAGAUGCUGCUGAGAAGCUCAAGGCUCAUGCAGAGUCAAGUAAAACCUGGCUGACAAGGAAAUUUACUGAACUCAGAUUACUACUUGAUGAAGAGGAAGCUCUGACCAAGAAAUUCAUUGAGAAAAACACGCAGCUUGCCCUGCAGGCGUACAGGGAGCAAAUCGAGUCUUGUGGGGAGCAAAUCGAUGUCAUGAACAAUCUCUCCAACAGGGUCUGGAAUAUCAGCCAGGAACCCAGUCCUGUACAGCUGCUGCAAGCGUGCACGGCUGCUGAGCAGCAGAUGCAGCAGCAGAUGAGCCUGGGGGAGUCGUGCCACUCCGUGCCCCACUCCUUUGAGCCCGGCAAGAGCUUCUUUAAGGGCCUUGUGGAAGCCAUGCAGAGCCCGCUACAGACGCCACUGGACGUCCGCCUUAAGGCGAACGAGAACUGCCAGCUCUCGGGCUCCUCCGGCGCCCAGCCGGGUUCCCUGUUGAAAACAAGCCCCUCACCAGAGCGAUCACUCUUCUUAAAACACGCGCGCACGCCCACGCUGGAGCGAGACGUGCUACACGCACGCUUGCGCCUCUCGGCAGACCGCCCGAAGGUGCGUUGCGGCCACCUCGGCGGGCUGGGUCUCAAGCCCGCGCUGCAUUUCGACGCGCUGUGGCAGGUGCUGGGCCGCGACUGCUUCGACGCCGGCAGCCACUACUGGGAAGUGGACGUGCAGGAGGCGGGCGUCGGCUGGUGGGUGGGCGCGGCCUACGGCUCCCUGCGGCGCCGCGGGGCCUCGGCCGCCGCCCGCUUGGGCUGCAACCGCCAGUCCUGGUCCCUCGAACUAUAUGACCUCGAGUACUGGGCCUUCCACGACGGCCAGCGCAGCCGUCUGCGGCCCCGCGACGACCCCGACCGGCUCGGGGUUUUCCUGGACUAAGAGGUCGGCGUCUUCACUUUUUACGACGUGACGGGCGGCAUGACCCACCAGCACACCUUCCGUGCCGCCUUCCAGGAGCUGCUCUACCCGGCCCUGCGGCUCUGGGAAGGGGCCAUCAGCAUCUCCCGACUGCCCUAGGGGCCGACACCUGAGUGGCCACCCUAGGCUCUCUGCAGGUCUGGUCUCACCCGAUCCAGACGAUCCAGACGUGGCUGGUCUACUGCCGCCUCUUUCGUCUUUGCCAGGGAGAAGGGGACAGUGAUGAUGGCCUGGUGGAGACACAGCCUAGCAGAGGGCACACAGAGGUGGCCCAGCGCAGCCAGGGCAUGGUGGGCAGGAGUCCAUACCAUGAGGAGAGGACAGGCUGCCCAAGAAGCCAAGCUGCAUACGAGGUGGGACGGGAGAAGUGAAAGGGAGUAAACAGGAGCCAGAAAUGGAUGCUGUCACACUCCAGCUCCUAGCACGUCAAUUUUAUGGAUUCUCUGACCAGGACCUUCUUGCCCACCAGAUUGAAGAUGUCUUCAGGAGGGUAGCCUUUGGGCUCACCCACCUUCACAGUGAGCAUGUCCAGUGUUAGAAUGGUGCCUUCCGGAAUUUUCACUUUGGCCACCACAGACUUGCCC